Molecule: messenger RNA, 7811 nt
Organism: Spodoptera frugiperda (fall armyworm)
Lineage: Eukaryota; Metazoa; Arthropoda; Insecta; Lepidoptera; Noctuidae
Product: TBC1 domain family member 12
Exons: 7
Coding region: 432-2435 (667 amino acids)
Source: RefSeq, a predicted model, not a curated record
UAUGUCAGUCUUAAUUUACAGUGGAAAGUAAAAGGCGAUGGGUGUGUUGCUUUGUGUUUAUUUCUUGUUUUAGAUAGAAACGAAUGAAUAAGUUAAAAACAAAUUUAGUGUUAAGUUUAUCUAAAAUAAUUUAAAUACUUCAGUUUGAUAUUCACACCAUUGUAAAUAUCUGCAAACAAAUUCUUGUUUUGAUUUGGUCAAUGGUUGUGUUACUGAUUGUAGUUAAAACAAAAUAUGAAACAAUUGAAUAAAUUAGUUAGUGUAAUGUUUGUGUUAAGUGAUGUCCCAUGUUUAGAAGUGUACAAUAGUAAACACGCGUGUGCUUGAUUGACUGAUUAAAGUUUACAAUAAUGGCUUUCGUAAAUAAUUAUUGUGUACAUAAACAUGGAUAUGAACUUUGAUUGUGUUGGUGUUCGAAUUUCGAAAUCACGAUGUCGUCGUCGCCGUGCCAAAAAGGCGGGAUGCGCCUCAGUGAAGCGUUGGAUAACAUGCAGCUUGCGUACAACCCGAUAACUAAGCAGUUGCAUUUUGUGAGUCCUAAAGUGGAGAAACAGGUUGAGGAUACGUCUGAUGACAUUGAUAAGCUGUCAAAGAAGAGCAGUUUCAGUGAUGAGGGUAACUUCUCCAUAUCAACUUGUGAGAAAAGUGAUACAAGUGAUUCCCCGAAGAGUACUCUGCAGUGGGGCAGUGUGAGUGGUCACCACCGAGGCAAGGAUGGUGGGUCAUUCUCAAGUACAGUCUCCAGUCUGUCUGAGUGUUCUCUCGGCUCUGCUGCCUCUAAAGACGAUGAAGUUUCCGAUGUGACUUCGCAUGACCAGGAGCAGGCUAAACUGAAGAAGAAAGGAUUGUCCGGGUUUUUCAGCAGAGGCGUAUUUCCAUGGAAAAGCAAUUCAUCGAAAAAUCACGACUCGCCAUCUUCAGUGGUGUCAUGGCGGCUCUUUGGAAGCAAGUCCAGUGGGAACUUGGCUGCGAAGACUAUAAAUUCGGAAGCUCAGAAGACUUUGACUCCAGCGUCGUCUGUAGCUAACACCCCUCAUCAUCAUAAGAGACAAGGGAGUUCUGCCAGUGAAAAGCAGUUUGAAGACUUGGUGGCUAGUUCAAUAGCUCUUAUACAGCAUGACAGGCCAUCAAAUCUCCCAGCGAAAUGUACGGAAGAAGCUCUCAGACAUAAAGCUGAACACGCUCGGAUGGUGGAAGCAGCGAGGCGGAGAGUGGAGCGGGAGGCGGCAGCCAGGCACGCCAGGAUGCAGGAGUCGUUGAGGCUGGAGGAGAGGCUCGCCAGGCACGCUAAGGAGUGGACACAGAACAUACUGCCGGAAUGGAAUAACACGAAAAAUUCAAAACGCACUCUAGAACUGUGGUGGAGCGGGCUUCCUCCAGCGGUUCGCGGCAAAGUAUGGCAGCUGGCGAUCGAGAACAAACUCAAGAUCACACACGACAUGUACCAAGACUACGUAGCGAAAGCCAAACAGAGGUUACACGAGGCACAACUCAGGAGAAAGCGGUUAAAAGUCAACAGAAACGACACAUGUAGCUGCCAAAAGGAAAAAGUCACUGAACAAAAGGAAAAACUUGGCAAACUAGACGACAUACUAGCUAAAACGGACGACAGAAUAAAAACCGACGAAGACAAACCACGUUUAGGCAUACCACGGAAUUACAGCGAACAGAAUCUCAAGUCCCAAGCCAGUGAUGCAGGGCCACAGAAGUGCUGUUCGAAAUCCAACCCUAACCUGUUAGACUAUAGUGACGAAUGUUCCAUGGAGUUGAUCCAGUUGGACAUUGCACGGACUUUCCCCCACUUGUGUAUCUUCCAGCCCGGAGGACCGUAUUUCGAUGUGUUACAUGAACUGUUGGCGGCGUACGUGUGCUAUAGACCCGAUAUUGGAUAUGUUCAGGGCAUGUCAUUCAUAGCAGCGGUGCUGAUCUUGAACAUGGAGGCGCCGCAAGCGUUCGUCUGCUUCGCCAACCUGUUGGACGGGCCUGUGCUCAGGGCUGCCUUCACUAGGGACGGAGCUACCAUGCAGCGACUAUGGAAAGCGUACACAACACUACUGCGCCACAACCUACCAUCACUAGCGGACAUUGUAGCCCCCGAGCUAUAUCUCCUAGAGUGGCUAUACACAGCCUUCGCUAAAGCUAUGCCACUGGACGCCGCCUGCAGGGUCUGGGACGUCUUCCUACGAGAUGGAGACACUUUCCUCUUUAACACUGCUCUGGGCGUCCUCCACCUAUACCAAGAAGAGUUAAAAGACAUGGACUUUAUAUCCGCCGCCCAAUUUUUAACAAAACUACCAGAAGAUUUGGACACAGAAGCCCUUUUCAAGAGCAUAUCUGCCGUGUCCUUGACCUUGGACGGAAUGUCCUUUGAGGAGCUCGCGUCUUGCUGCGAGGUCGACACGACCCUUGAUGAUGACGUCACGGUAAGGUUAUGAUACAAAAGGUCAUUUGAUUUUACACUUUUAAGGGAUUUCGUUGAAGUUCUGUCCUUUAAAGUAGGUUUAUAGUGCUGUUAAGUGGCAACACUGAAAGUAUUUUUGUAGAUUUUUUUUUGUUGUUAGCAACAUUAUUCUGAUCAUGUAAUAAUAUAUUGGGUUUUGUUGUAUAUUUAGAUUUUAGUAUUCGCAUUUUUUUUAUAUUGAGAAGCUAAUCGAUUUUAACUUGUCUUUCUAUUUCUAUCAUUAUUAUGAUGAUAAAAAUGGUUCUAAGAACAUCUUAAAGUUCGAUAGCUUAUAAUGCAGAGGAUAAAUAAACUGUUUGAUUCUAUUUCAAUGUUUUAUGAGAAAAAAUCUAUAAAAAUACUUUUAGUGUUAGGAAAGUUAACUCUUGCUCAUUGUGGUAUAAAGUGGUGUUUAAGAAAACGAAGAGCUAUAAGUAUCAUCUCGUAAAUAAAUAUUUAAUUAAUAAUUUCGUAGCGAUUUUUCAUGGAUUUAUUAUAAUUAAAACUAAAAUAAAAUCGUGUUGUACUGUGACGUGUCAUUAUUUAUAAACUAUCGUUUUUGAAUAAGUUAUUUCUAUAAUUUCCAACUGUAAAUAAAAUUAGAUAUUAUUUUCAUUAAUUACAUGUUUUUUUUAUAAUUUAAUAUUUUGAAUGAUUUAUGUGAAAUAUUCGAAUUUAUACAUAAUAAUUAUUGAAACACGCGACUGGCAGUCAAAAUGAAAUCUCAUACAAGAUUUAAAACAAUCAAGUAAUGAGACUUAGUACCUCGUCUCCGAAUUUAUUCGAUAUAACACGAACUUCUGUGAUUAUAUUAUUAAUUACAUUUAAAUAAUAUUAAUAGCUUACUAAUUACAAUUUUCGAGUACGCUCGACUAAUUUCGAACCACACCGGGGCUCAUAACAGCACAGCUUGUAACUAGUCGAGGGUACUCGAAGAAGUCACGUUAUAUGAACUAGCUAUUAAUGUUAUUUAAACCUAGUAUGUCUCAUGAUAAUUAUUGUAAAGAAAAAUAACAUAAAAUUCAAUGUAAAUAAGACCGGGGCGUGUAACGAACAUAUCAUAAUGUACGUUAGUUCUAAUUAGUCACUUGAAGUUCUGAUCUUGAGGUUGUGGGACUUUAGAUGAGUAAUUAUACAAAAGAAAGGCUCUAUUUUGCUGAUAGACUUUAUCUUUGUCAAAAAAAGUACAGACAGACGAUUUUGAUCCUUAUUCUCAGUCUUUAAGUAUGCAGUUUUCUUUGCAGCAUUAUCUGUAAGUUUGUAAAGAAAAAACAUUUCAUAUUUCGGACUAAGCUCUCUAUAUUUAACACAAACUACUUACCGCCGUACUCAGAGUCAAUAAAUGGUUACUUUACCUAGACCUUAGCAAUUGUUUUCGGAACAAUAUCGUUCCAAAAAACAGAUACAAAACUACCGGUCACCGGAGUUUCUUUCAAUAGCUUUUUGAUGGCAGUCGAAGGCUUAAUUAAUCGUUAAAUUUUUCUUGGUAUGUCAGUCUAUCAGCAAAAUAAAGCACAAUUCUAUAAUUAUUUUUCGUAUCAGCGACAAUUUUACAUCAUUAUUUAUUAUUGUUAAUAAUAUAAAAAUAAAUAAAUGUUGCAAAUAUAGUGUUGAUAUUACCGCUGCGACUACACGCGUCCAAAGUUACGCAACACACCCAAUUACGGUUAAAUUGUAGUGAAAUCCUUUUAAUUAAGUAUUUUUGUUCAUCUUUCGUUUGGUAAACGCGUGUGUAGUCGCAGCCUUAUCCAUUCCAGUACCUGUUUCUUCGAUCUAGAAUUGUCUAAGUACUAAAAUUAAAACAGUUUUAUUCCAAUAAAAUUUGAAAAAUGUUUAACGGACUGUCUGGCUUACCGAUUUCAUACAAAAAACUAUUUUUAUGUUAUCUGUUAUAACUAUCAAAUGUUUGAAAAAAUCCUUUUAAAAACACUAUAGCUAAAAAAGUAAAUGUUUUAAGAAUAAGACUGUAUUCUAUUCGAUAUUCGUAAUUAUUCUCAUGAAAGGAAAUUCUCCAAGUUAAUUACCUUUUUUUAUUUGAAACAUAAUUUCAUGUCCAUAAAAAAACGUUUCUCAGAUAAAAUUAAAUUUCGCUAAAGUUUUUGUCGAUAGAAAAGGAUGUUAGGAUAUUAUACAUAGAUGUAUAGUAUUUAUUAUGUUUAUAAUUUGAUUCAUAUUAUAUAUACAUAAUUAUAUACAAUGUAUAAUGUAAUGUUAUUUGUGUGUUUAGAAUGUAAUAAAAUUAUUGUAACUAUAAAAUGAAACUACGCGUAUUCAAGCAAUACGGUAUCACAUAUUUAUUAUGUGAUAUGUUGUAGAUUCCUAGAUUUUUAAUGUAUUUAAUUAUAAAAUAUCAUCUAAUAAUAUUAUUCCGUUGAAACAUAAUACCAUAAAAUUGUUAUACGUCAUUUUUACAGGAUAUUUACAACUGAAUCCAAAAUAAUUAAUUUUACAAGCUUUUGAGAAAGUUACUAAACUAAAUUAAUUAUUAUGUUAUCUGCUUUCUCACGUAACUGUUUGAUCAAGUACUCGCCUAGUUUUAAUCUAGCUAGAGGCUCAUAUUCAUGAGCAGCAUUCGGCGAGGUACGAUGCGACGACUAUCGCGCUACUACUGCGUGCUAGAAGUUCGAGUCCAUCACGCGUGUUCCUCUUAAAUAGUUAUGUGAGUAAGCCGAUAACAUAAUAAUUAAUUUAGUAUGUCUCACGACAGUUACAAUAAACUAAUUGACCAUGUAUACUUUUGGCUAAUGCAAACACAUUAUCCAAUAUUGAAAUUCAAAUGCAAACAAUAGGCAAUAACUCAAAUUAUCUAACGAAUAUAAAAAUAAAAUUGUAUAUAAAAUAAAUAAUUAAUAUUAAUCAAUUAAUUAUAAUUAUUAUGAUAGUCUAUGUCAAUUAUAUCUUAAUAAAUUAAUAUUGUAGUGGCGAGCUGAUAAAAUAAUUCUCUUUUACCAUCAUAGAUUUAUAUUUUUAUAUUAUGUAUACUGUAUAAUUUUAUAUUGCAGGAAUACUAAGUUAUACAAGUAUUUAUCUUGAAACGAUCUUGAAUUCUUUAGUGAUUAAUUGAAAUGUUGUAUGACUUAUUCACAAAACAAGGUUCAACAAUGUUACUCGACUAGCGUCAAGUUGUCGCGCAUACUACUUAUGAUUAUGGGCUCCUAGCGCAGCUUGAAACUGGACGAGUAACCUCGAAGAACGGUUUCGUGAAAAAACUGUACAAAAUAUUCAAUUUUAUAUAUACCAUGAUAGUUGCAUUCUUUAUAUUUAUUUUUUCUGCAAGCCACUACAAUAUUGUACUACUUAUACAUAUUAUUAUCAUUAAACUAUUAUCUAUGAAUAACAAACAACGAGUAGUAAACCGGCCUAAUAGUUAGUGAACAAGUAUCGAAACAUUCGAGAAAUUAUAUCUAAUAUUAUAUUAUUAUUAAUUAUUGUUACUGACUUGCCUUGUCAUGCGAGGUCGGACAAAGUAUAAUUAAGUUUUGCGAUUUUCGAAAAUCUCAGUAAAUAGCAAGUAACAUGGUUUUAUAACCAUGUUUAUAAAACCAUACUUGGGCGUGCUUAUGCACGCCCUCACAUAAUUGGGUGUUAAUAUUAAAUAAUAAUUGUAUAUAUGAAAAAAAAAAUGGAUGCAGAGAGUAUGCUUCAGUAUAAAUAAAUUAGUUUUUAAUGAUCUACUGAUCUGUUAUUUUGUCAGAGCACAUGCGCGCGCGCAGAUUCAGUUGUAUAGUUAUAAAGAGAUAGAUAGUGCAGUCACGUUGGCAAUCAUGCGUUCUACUGUUUAUAUCAAGUCAUUGCAGAAAAUAAACUAUAAUUAUGUGUAAAUCGUUCCAUUUAAAAUACUUCUACAACUUUUCUCAAUUUUGUCAAAAACCUGUUUUACUCAAAUGUUUUUCUGAUUGAUGUUUUUGUUAACGAAUUUUCGGAAGACUAAAUAUUUAAAAAACUACGAGCACCUAACUUCACUGACAGACUAUAAAUUAUUCCUUUAUUAAGUUAACUUUUUAAAAGUACCAUUUAUGGUUGAAUUGAAAUAAAUGCUUUGACUUUGAUUGUUCAAUUUCUAUCAACACGAUAAUGCAAAUAUUGUUUAUAGAUUAUAAAACACAAUUACAAACGGUAUAUAUAAAUGUUAUAUGUAUAUAGUAUAACUUAAUGUAAUUUUGUCUUGCCACGUGAAUAUAAAUAAAAUUAGUCAGUAAAUGUGUAAAUAAAAUAUCUAAAAUAUUAUAAUGGGAAUCUGUGAUUAUUAGAUUCCAUGUUUUCUGUAAAAUUUUUGUUUGAUAUUGUAUAAAAGUGUUAUUUCUAAUGAACAUAAAAUAUACUAUAGAUAAGAUACAUAUAAAAUAAUUAUUUUCUUUUCAAAUGUUACUUUUUAUACAUAUAUUUAUCGGUAUAAAGUAUGAUAUUUAUGAAAAUAACAAUAAUAUUUAUUUAUAAAUAUAAUAAAAAAAAACAAUUUAACAUCCUUUUCUAUCGAUUUAUAAAUGCAAGAAUCUCGCUGAAAAUUUUGAAAUGAAGUAAAUUCUAAUAAUACGAAAUGAAAAAUGAAUCUUUUUGUAUCUGAUUUGAUUAAUUUGUAGGUAAUUUAAUAAUAAUUAUGUAAUUAAAAUAUCAAUCAUAAUUUUAAAUUAACGUUGGCGUACUCUAGUAUUGUUUAUUACAGUUUCGCUAUGUCAAAAAUUGCCAAAAUGUUACUAUUCUCUCUUCUAUAUAAAAUACUGCUUGUUAUGUAUUAUAAAUAACGAUAAUACUAAAAAUAAUAUAAAUAAACACUACUAGAGUAUGCCUUCAUUAUUUGUAAGAGUCGACACUGUUUUGUGACUAGAAUUUUAUUUCCUAAACUUCAUUUAUAAAUAUGAAAAAAAUACUUAUACUUGUUUCAAACUACUUAUGACUAUUGUUCAAUAUGUUUUCUGUAAUUUUAUGAUUAUAUACAUGAAACAUAAGUAUCUGUUAUGAAGGUUUUCGAUGUUAUGCACCCUAGGUGGCGCUAGUGAGGUUUUAAGUCCUCCAUAAUAGACUUAAGCGCCACAAUAAUGCCUUUAUUAACUCGAAAUUCUUCAAUAUGAUUAUCAAAAUGCUUCUAAAUUGUCUUAAAUUAUUAUAUCCAGUAUUUAUUUAAACUUCUACUUAAAAAUUCUUAUUUCUUAUGUAUUUUAUUUCUGGUCUCAAUCAUUGUCGACUCUAGAAAGCAGUUGUGAUGAGGACUGAUAUUACUAAUGAUAAAUAAUGCCAUCUCAAUAGAAUGUAAUAUAGUUAUUCAUUGUAAAUAAAUUGUUUAGUAAGUAGUUAUUGUAAUAUUCGGCCCCAAUACAGUACGAAAGUAAUUAUCAUGUAAUUUAAUUGUAAAAUAAAUAUUAUAUGAAUCGAA